Messenger RNA from Blepharisma stoltei, 1047 nucleotides. The record is from the annotation of a GenBank genome assembly. Lineage: Eukaryota; Ciliophora; Heterotrichea; Heterotrichida; Blepharismidae.
AUGCAAAGACUUGUUUUUGUUUUUGCGGUGUUGGUUACUUUUGUGAACGCAAAACUGUCAGCAACUGGAUGUGAAAUGUUUAACUGUAAGCUUUCAACUCAAAAGUUUAACAAUAAUACUUGUGUCUAUUGAAGCCAAAAAGCUGACAGUUAUUAUGUGCAGCCAUGCACUGGGAGCGCUAGUUUUUGUCCACCGAAUCAUGAUAGUAAUAGCACAUGCAUUGUCCCUCAAAAUUUCACUGGACAAGCAUGGCCUGGAGAGAAGUGCAAUGCUACAGUAACCUGCAAUGGUUAUGCUACUAAAGGUUGUGUAAAUGGAAUCUGCAAAGGUGCAGGAAAUGGAGACAGUUGUCAAGACAGCAAUUCCUGCAACCCAGGACUUUUUUGUGAUGGGAGCACCCAUUUUUGUUCUCCACAAAUCCAGAUUGGGCAAAUUGGCUGCAGCUCGGAUUUUAUGUGUGUAAACGGAGCUGGCUGUGAUUUUACAGGAAACCCAGCCACAAGUAAAUGUGUUGCUUAUUUAUCUCUUGCCCCUCACACUGCAGUAGCUCAAUGCCAAGUCAACCAAAAUCGUCUUUGUUCAUCUUUAACAUGUGCCCAGCUAGGUGGUAAAAACUACUGCACAAAUCCAGUCAAGUCUUAUGCCUUUCUUCCAAUGGUAUGUGAUGAUAAUUCAGAAUGCACCUCUACAACAGAUUCCUUCUUUGGGAACAACUUCGAUUUAACCUCUUCUUGCGACUGUGCUUUGAAUCCUAAUGGAAACAAAUACUGUGCAUUAUUCCCUGGAGAUCAGCCAGCCCAGCAGUUUAUAAGCCAAUUGUCAUUGUGGUACCAGAGUACUGAAAUGAAUAAUUGCAAUACAUUGAGAAGACAUAGUGAUGGGUGCAUGAUGAGCUGGUGGGAUGCCAAAAAUACUGCUUACUACAAUUACUACAAUUUGAACUAUAGGAUGUAUUCAUUUGUGCAAAAUAUGCCUGAUUGCGUCGCUCAAGUGUAUGCUCCAGAGUAUUAUUAUGCAAAACAACAGUAUCAGCAGUAUCAAAAUUAA